Molecule: messenger RNA, 1705 nt
Organism: Hyposmocoma kahamanoa
Lineage: Eukaryota; Metazoa; Arthropoda; Insecta; Lepidoptera; Cosmopterigidae
Gene: Nop56
Product: nucleolar protein 56
Exons: 8
Coding region: 120-1496 (458 amino acids)
Cellular component (GO): small-subunit processome; box C/D methylation guide snoRNP complex
Molecular function (GO): snoRNA binding
Source: RefSeq, a predicted model, not a curated record
UAACCUCAAAAUAUUCAGAAAAGAUUUGGGACGCGGAGAAGCAAAGCACACGUGCGUGUAUUUGUUUCUCCGAGAAUAUCUCACGAAGUAUGUGUAAUUGAAUUGUGAAAAUAAGCAUAAUGAGUAAGCUGUACGUGCUUUUCGAGCACAGUGCAGGAUAUGGACUCUUCAAAGUCGCGGAAUUCGAGGAACUGGCGACGUUCUUACCGCAGGUGGAGGAGUCUGUGACAGAUUUGCAGCGCUUCAAUUCUGUAGUUACGCUGGUGGCUUUCCAGCCUUUUAAAUCUGCUGUAGUGGCUUUGGAAAACAUCAAUGCUGUUUCAGAAGGUAUCAUCCCAGAAGAUUUAAAUCUGUUCCUAGAGGGAGCCCUACCAAAGCGCAAGAAGCGUAGCAAGUGCACUUUGGGGGUUCUUGACCCUAAACUUGGAGCGGCAGCAAGUGAAGCUUUGGAGAUACCAUGUUCACAUACGGGGGCUGUUCCAGAGAUUGUGAGAGGUAUUCGCUACCACUUCCACUCUCUUAUCAAAGGGCUAACCCUGAAGGCCUGCAGUGUGGCCCAACUCGGUCUGGGUCACUCAUACUCACGCGCCCGAGUGAAAUUUAAUGUACAUCGAGUAGAUAACAUGAUCAUACAGUCGAUUGCUCUGUUGGACCAGUUAGAUAAAGAUAUUAACACAUUUUCCAUGAGAAUAAGAGAAUGGUACUCAUACCAUUUUCCAGAGCUGAUAAGUAUUGUCCCAGAGAAUCAUCUCUACACAAAAUGCGCAGAAUACAUUAAAGACCGAAAAACUCUGUCAGAAGAAUCAGUGGAACCCCUUACAGAAAUUCUAGGCGAUUCUGAGAAGGCCCAAGCGAUUAUUGACGCGUCUAAAAUGUCCAUGGGAAUGGACAUAUCACCUGUUGAUUUGAUUAAUAUACAGAUGUUUGCAAAGAGAGUUGUUGGAUUAAGUAAUUACAGGAAGCAAAUAUCAGAAUAUCUACAUCAAAAGAUGAACAGCGUAGCACCUAAUCUGACCGUACUAGUUGGUGACCAAGUAGGAGCCCGUCUCAUCUCAAAGGCUGGUUCCUUAACUAACCUUGCCAAGUACCCUGCCUCCACAUUGCAAAUUCUUGGUGCAGAGAAAGCUCUCUUUAGAGCUUUAAAGACCCGAUCGAAUACGCCAAAGUACGGUCUGCUGUACCACUCUACAUUCAUCGGUCGCGCUGGGCUCAAGAACAAAGGCCGCAUCAGUCGGUACCUCGCGAACAAGUGCUCCAUUGCUUCCAGGAUUGAUUGCUUCUCUGAGGCCCAAACAACAGUAUUCGGAGAAAAACUCCGUCAACAAGUUGAAGAUCGACUGAAAUUCUAUGAAACGGGUGACAUUCCCAAAAAAAAUAUAGAAGUGAUGAAAGAGGCCAUGGAGGAAGCGUUACAGGAGGCGGAGGCCGAGGCCAGUGCCAAGAAGAAGAAAAAGAAGAAGAAGAAGAAAAAUGCUGAGCCUAUGGACGAGGAUUAAAUGGAUCUUACACAUUCGAGAAAUGACAACAUCAAUUAGAAAACGAUGUUAUGCAGUAUGCAGCCCACCUUUUGAUUCCGGAGUCACUGUCACAACGAAACACUCUUACAACACUGACUUACAAUUUUGACGAAAACAAAUUUAUUCACAUCAUUUCAUUACCAAUGGCCGGUAUAGGGUGUUAAAAAUAUCAAUUAAUUACUUAUAAU